ACCGGUACGGCGCGGUGGCUGCCCGGCGAGCGCCAUUUUUGCCUCAGUCCUGUUAUACGCGUGUAGUGAGUUGCACGUUUCCAUCGCGCCUUUCGCGGUACACCGUUACGAUCGUGAUUGAAAACAUUAUGUACUCAAAUAGUGUUUGGAUUUAAUCGCACCUCAUCUAAACGUCGUUGAAACGACAAAACACGAGUGUUAAUGCGAAAAUUCGCGACAGUAGAAGUCGUUAAAAAGUUGUGUUGCAAUUUUCCGUCUCGGACACCUUCGAAAAGUUCGUUGUGUUAGCAUCGUGUGAUCUGCGAAACGUCUGUGUUCUACGUAAAUAGUGAUAUUUUUUGUAAAUUCGCAUCCAAUUGGAUUCUUGUUGGAGCCGUUAUACGUUGGUUUAUCUUUUCCGGCCAGUUUGUGAUCGCAGCAAUUUUCAGAGGGUGACAGUGAUGGCUUCGUAACGGUCGCGGAAACUUGUCCACCGGUCCCGGGUUCCAGACCCGCUGCUGCGGCUUUGCAAAGUUGGGUUCGCGCUGACUCCGCUAUGGAUUCGGAGAGCCGCAGCGAGUCGGCUCUGAACAGCCCGACGGAACCGGAUGUGUCGCUCGCGGCUUCCCUCACGGACCCCCUCGAGGCUCACACUUUAGACGAGGCCAGGAGAACCAUCAGGGACCUAAGGAUGAAAUAUCGCGCUCAAGCACACCAAUUACUGACAUGGCGACGCGCGCAUCGUACCCAAGAGGAACUGGUGACCCGCCUGCAGCGAGAGAAGGCGGAGCAGCUAAAGUCCCUCUCCAGUCAAUUAUUGCUUUUCGAAUCACGUCUUGUCCGCAAACAGAAGGAGAUCACCACCAUGCUAGCUCUAAGAGAAAGCAUCAUAAUGAAACAGCAGAAAGUUAUAGAGUCGCUGCAAGCAAAACUACUCGACAAUGGGAUAGAGACUACUCAAUCCAUCCCAGACUUCCGAGACCUGCUACAGGAUACUCACAUCACGGGAGACUUCGAUUCUCUCAAUGAUUCCGACUCUGCUGUGAUCAUGGAAGACGUGGACUCUGAUUGCAGCAACCUUCCGCAUAUACCGAGAUUCAGAUCUGUCAACCCCGAAAGCGUCACAAUAGUUAGGUCAAUAUCAGAUGCCAUCGAUCCAAAUCUUAAAUAUAGUGUCGUCAGACGUUCCAAUGGUUUCUUGCGGAGGCCAGAGAUAUUGGAGACGGUAUACAGCGUUGAAGAGGAAGCCGAUGGUGACUCCACGAAAGGUUUAAGUGCUCAGAGCAGUACAGAAAAAGAACUUAAAGACGCCAACAAAACCGACGAAGAGAAAUGCAAAGAGACUACUCUACUUGCUCAAAGACGUGACAAUUUCCGGAUGAGAAGCGUCGUGUUAACUGCUGAAGUGAAAAGCAUUGAUAACGAUAAAGACCAGAAGGCGAAAUGUAGUAAGGAUUUGUGGUCAUACAGUUACGUGCCAAAAAGGAUGACGCCUGCCAACGACUCUGAAGAGGAAGUGACGUCAAACGCCGAAAGCGACGAAGGCGAACCUGAACAGAGAUCAAAUCAUGUAGUGACCUAUAAUAGAGUCAUGUCCAACCAUAGAAAUGUUACAAAGCCAAAAGAUGUUAAGUAUAAGAGGAUAAACAAAGCGAAAUCCAAGAGCUUAGAAGAAUUGCGGGGAAGGUUAAAGAAUUGGGUCGAAAAGGGUAGCAAGCUGUCGAACAUACCACUUGAACAUGCUCAGAGUUACGCCUGAACUACUUGGAACAGUUCCUUUAAUUAAUGCUAUGUGUACAAGAGAAGUAUAAAUCUUCGCGGUCUCAUGGCACACUGUGAGAAAUGCGAAGUUCCUUUGAAUUAAUGCAAAGUAUUCAGAGUCACGCAUCACGGAGGAAUCACACGACCGUAGUUUAAAAUUUUAGCCUAAUAAGGUUGUACCUAAUAGCUUUACAUGAACGAGGCAUACUUAUUAUUGAUAUUCUAUUCUUGAUACUUAAAUCUAUUGUAAAUAGUUUUCUUAUACGCAUUGAUUUGAUUACGAUCAUUAUAGAAUAAGUUUAUUAAUGAUCCAAUUGCUAAUUUUCCUAGGUUUCUAUUGAUUUUUAUACCUAUUUAGUUUGACAAUGUCUGAAAAAUAUUCCGAUAUACGUAAAAUGUUAGGGAAUUGUUUGUUAGAAUAUUUAAAUACUGAAUCAAUGGAAACCUGUGGAAAAAUCAGAAGCAAAAUUUUCGCUGACUGACUUUGCCUAUUUUUUCUAAGACAAAAAUUUUUAAGUAAAAAAAAAUACGUAUAUUUUGAAUCACUAAAAAUAUCGGAAUUGAAAAUGUUGUUAUUCUGUAAUUUAAAAACUGUUUGUUUUCUCAGAUUUUGUAGAUAUUUAGAAAAAGGCUAUUAUAUUUUACCUGUUUUUAAUAUUUCCGUUUCAAACUCGAUAAUGGUAAUUUAGAUAUAUUAAUUAUAAUAAAACAAUAUCAGUGCCAAUCUUAUUAAAGUAACCUAACAUUUUUUAACUUAAUAACUAUAAGUAGUACCUACUCUUUCUAAAUAUACAGGAUGUUGAUUGUAACAUAUUUUAAAAUAAUGUUUGUCACAAAUGCAUACAUUUUCAUGAGCCAUAUUAAUUUUAAUAUUAGGUAUUCAUUAUAAAUUUCAUCUCGGAUUUCACAUUUCAUUAACUUUCUCAAGAUUGCGUGUACUUAUCACAGUCCUCGAGAAAAUGAUAACAAUUUCAAUCUCCCACAAUGACUGAGGAUUCCGAAUAAUUAAGAGGGAAGAUCUUUUCGUAUUUUGGAAGAUUUUUGAGAUGACAUAAUAAAUGAUUUAGUGAGCUACCACAAUCUUAUAAUGAUUCUGAAUAGAUAAUCAAUUAUAUUUUGUAUAAUUUAUGGGAGAAUAAUGAUAAUUAGUUUUUCUUAAUAAAUAUGGCGUUGAUUAUUAUCGAAAUUGGUGAUUGAAAGUUAAGUAUUGAAUCUAACCAUAUUGUGAAUUUCGAUCAUUGGUAUUUUAUAUGUAAACAGUUUUGUGAUUAUGUUAAAUUGAUUAGUUUAAUUUGUUCUCUACAACAUCCUGUAUAAGUAGUAAAACAUAUCAUUUUCAGCUGUAUACAGUGAAAGGCUUGACGAACUAUAUUUUACCAUAUAAAAAUCAUAUAUUAUUAUGUACGUUCAUUCCUAAUAGUCAAUACACAGUUAAUUCGAUC
Molecule: messenger RNA, 3182 nt
Organism: Diatraea saccharalis (sugarcane borer)
Lineage: Eukaryota; Metazoa; Arthropoda; Insecta; Lepidoptera; Crambidae
Source: the annotation of a GenBank genome assembly